Ctenopharyngodon idella (grass carp) is the source of this 4791-nucleotide messenger RNA. RefSeq names its product heparan sulfate 6-O-sulfotransferase 1a (gene hs6st1a). NCBI's taxonomy places the organism in Eukaryota, Metazoa, Chordata, Actinopteri, Cypriniformes, Xenocyprididae. The coding region runs from base 307 to 1551 and encodes 414 amino acids. Gene Ontology annotation, cellular component: membrane. The record is from RefSeq and is a predicted model, not a curated record. The transcript has 2 exons. Gene Ontology annotation, molecular function: heparan sulfate 6-sulfotransferase activity.
CGAAAUAUCGUGCCCGUUUGUGUUUGGGAGAGUGUGGAGCGCGCGCGUGUUGGGAAAGUGGGUGUCGCUGUGCACGCUGCUGGAGGAGCUUCACAGCGAUGUGUCGAGGACUUUAAACACACUGUGUCAUACAGUGGUGCAAGGAGGGAGAUCGCGCCGUACUGGAUCGUAUACCGCAACAUGAGUCCGAGCGUCUCCAUUCUGAUCCAAUGCGUCUGAAGAUCCACUUUCCGCGCGCGAUGCUCUGACUGCCGUGUGUUUAUAUGGAGACACCCUAAAAAACAGUCAACCGGGAAAUGGUAACACAUGAACCUCCUCACUGGAAGGAACAUGGUUGAGAGGAGCAGUAAAUUUCUGUUCAUCGUUGUCGGCUCGGUUCUGUUCAUGCUGAUUCUGUAUCAGUACGUGGCUCCGGGGAUGAUGAACUUCGGCUCUCCGCACGGGUACAUGCUGGAGGACGAUGCGGAUCUCUUCCCGACUCCUGAUCCACAUUACGUGAAGAAAUACUAUUUCCCCAUCAGGGAUCUGCAGCGGACUGUGGAUUUUGAAAUCAAAGGGGAUGAUGUGAUCGUGUUCCUCCACAUCCAGAAGACCGGCGGCACCACGUUCGGGAGACACCUGGUCCAGAAUGUCCGGCUGGAGGUUCCGUGCGACUGUAGACCGGGACAGAAGAAGUGUACCUGUUACCGACCCAAUAGGAAAGAGACCUGGCUCUUCUCUCGGUUCUCCACCGGUUGGAGUUGUGGCUUACACGCGGACUGGACCGAACUGACCAACUGCGUACCGGGGGUUUUGAACAAAAAGGAGAGCAGGAUGAAAAACCAAAGGAAGUUCUACUACAUCACCCUGUUACGGGACCCCGUGUCCCGCUACCUGAGCGAAUGGAGACACGUCCAGCGCGGAGCCACGUGGAAAACCUCCCUGCACAUGUGUGACGGGCGAACGCCCACGCCGGAGGAGCUGCCCCCCUGCUACGAGGGCACCGACUGGUCAGGCUGCACGUUACAGCAGUUCAUGGAUUGUCCGUACAACCUGGCGAAUAACCGUCAGGUGCGCAUGCUAGCUGACCUCAGCCUGGUGGGCUGCUACAACAUGUCCUUCAUCCCAGAGAAGAAGCGUGCGCAGGUGCUGCUCGAGUCGGCCAAGAAGAACCUGCGAGACAUGGCCUUCUUCGGCUUGACGGAGUUCCAGCGCAAAACGCAGUACUUGUUCGAACGGACCUUCCGCCUCAAAUUCAUCCGUCCCUUCAUGCAGUACAACAGCACGCGGGCCGCUGGCGUGGACCUGGAUAACGACACGGUACAGCGGAUUGAGGAGCUGAACGACCUGGACAUGCAGUUGUAUGACUACGCCAGGGAUCUUUUUCAGCAGCGCUACAUGUACAAGCGACAACUGGAGCGAAGAGAGCAGCGCCUAAAGAACCAGCCCGCCCUCUUUCCCUUUCGUCGGACGCCCAGCUCCGAUCCUAAUUUCAGGGAUGACGCGCCAGAGUCCGAGGCGUCCCGAUUGCCCACAGAGGACUACAUGAAUCACAUCAUCAACCGCUGGUAGCAGUGCUGGGGGGAGGGGGACGGGAAGUACCGGUCGACGAGGAGGAAAAGAAUGCGACCCCCAGGUCCAAUCAAGCAGGAGAGGAAAACGGCUAACGAGAAAGAGACAGAACUUUAGCGCCACCAUCAAACACGGCCCUCCCCCCUUCUGUUGUGCUCCAGGAUAUCCUUCGCUCGUCUCGGAGAGGGAGGACUCCAAAUGCAGGACAACUUUGCGUGCCAGGUCAGAAAUGUGACCGGCUAACUUAAAGCACUGAGCCUGAACUUGAAACCAAGAGGCGAAGACUUCUACCGGCGCAAUCGCCCACAGAAGGAAAAAAAAAACCAUGCGUAAAAAUUAUCGAAAUUAUAUUCACUGCAGAUUUUAAAAGAAUGAAACUGUAUAGAGGUAUUUGCUUAAAUGUCUGCUGCCAUUUCAGCCAUGAACUUGUGACGAUAACGGUCUGUCUUAGUUUGUUAUGGUUUGAAUUAUUUUUAAAAGGGAUUUUUUCGUCCCUCAAAGAGGUAAAACUCACAGCACUGAGACCAACAGAGCUGCCUAACACUUAUUGGAUGCAAUUUAUUAGCUUUUCAUAAUCAGUGAUGACUUGAAAGGGUCUGUUCUAUUGUCCUUUUUUUGUGUGUGUGUUUAUUUGCACGUCGGCUGCAAAUUUCGACGGACGGACAGACGACACGUGGACCAUAGCCAUUAUUUAAGCUUUCAGCAUACUGUACGAGAACACCCCUGUGAGCUAAGUGUACUAAUAUAAACUUACCGAAUGUGAGAGGUCUUUAUACGUUGUUACUGGCCGAGACAAAUUCAGGGUGGUCAUCAGCACCCAAUCCAGGCCAUUUCUUGGUAGCCAAGUUGGGAGAUCCAAAGAGGAAACUGUGUCUUAUUUUACACUUAGUAAGGAUGGGCUCUGUGUUUCCGAGCGAAGUCCUGCUCAAUGCGUUUGACUCGAUAAUGAUGCCUGUAUGUCAGUCAAUAACAGGAGUGUCGUAGAGUUUGUGUGUGUGAAAGAGAGAGCUCGUGAAACGCAAGAGCAGAAGGAAGAAGCAGCAAACGCAGCCUUUAUAAAUGUCACCACCAUUCCCAAUUCCCAGAGACUACUCAUUAUUUAGUAGGAUGACUGUGUGUGUUUGAGAUUUUAAGCAUUCUGUUAAGGAUGACUGUUGUAAGUAUGCAAGCAUGUUUGGGUGUGACGUUUUUCUUUGUGAAUGUGUGCGAGAGUGUGUGUUUCAUGAUGACCAAUCUCUUGCCAUGGUCCUCAGGGACUGAAGCUGUUGCCAGUAAGGGGACAAGAAUGAUGUCACAUGUCUCCCCUUAUGCAAAUCUUUGUUAACUUUGAGUUGUUUGUUGUUAAAGGAACAGUUCGCCCUGAGAAAUGACCAUUCUGCCAUCUAACCCAACCCGUAUGACCCAAAAAUGAUGAAAACUGACAAAAUAAUCACCAGAAAGACAUGUGCAAGUGUGUUCCAAGUCACUCAAAGGGAUAGUUCACCCAAAAAUGAAAAUUAUCCCAUGUUUUACUCACCCUUAAGCCAUCCUAAGUGUAUAUGACUAUCUUCUUUCAGACGAACACAAUCAAAGACAUAUUUAAAAAUAUCCCGGCUCUUCCAAGCUUUAUAAUGGGAGUGAAUGGGGGUCGAGAUUUUGUAGUCCAAAAAAGCUCAUCCAUCCAUCAUAACAGUAAUCCAUACGACUCCAGGGGGUUAAUAAAGACCUUCUGAAGUGAAACGAUGGGUUUUUGUAAGCAAAAUAUCCAUAUUUUACAACUUUAUAAGCUAUAAUAACCAGCUUCCGGCAAACAUCCGUUGACUUAUGUUGGAAGCGUAUAGAUGUUUGUCGGAAGCUCGUUAUUAUAGUUUAUAAGGCUUUAAAUAUGGAUAUUUUCUUAUAAAAACCCAUCGCUUCACUUCAGAAGGCCUUUAUUAACCCCCUGGAGUCGUAGGAUUACUUUCAUGGAUGGAUGCACUUUUUUGGUCUUCAAAAUUUCGACCCCCAUUCACUCCCAUUAUAAAGCUUGGAAGAGCCAGGAUAUUUUUAAUAUAACUCUGAUUGUGUUCAUCAGAAAGACGAAAGUCAUAUACACCUAGGAUGGCUUGAGGGUGAGUAAAUCAUGGGAUAAUUGUAAUUUUUUGGGUGAACUAUCCCUUUAAUCAUAUGGACUGUUUUUUUUUUGUUGUUGUUUUUUUUGGCAGUCCUCAUUCACUUUCACUGUAUAUAAGAGCAGCGUGAACAUCCUGCAAAAAGCAUCUCCUUUUAUGUUCCACUGAAGAAAUAAAAUCAUACAGAUUCAUUUCUCUGGGCGAACUGUCCCUUUAAGUAACUGGCUACACAACAACCUCAGAGUAAACAGUAAGCGAGGAAGAUUGACUCCUUCCUCUUUAACUGACUCUUAAGGUGUUACGAGGGACGUUUUACUUUACUUACUGCUCUGCAAUGGGAAUUUAUUUCCUCAGUAACCAUAAAGACAGACUACUAUUCACUUACUGCAUAUUUAACCAAACCUAGAGUGUUGUUAUGUUAUACGGGAACAAACGAUCUGCAUAAUUCAUGAAUGAUCUUUAGGAAGGCAGCCCUUUAUUAAUAUCUUGAUGUGAUGCUGUCAUUCCCUUCAGCUGAUAUGCUCUUAAUGGAAACCCUCAGUAAAUGUUGGUCUCAUUGCAAAAUAGUUUGGUGACCAAGUGUUUCUCAGUCUUAAUUCAGCAAUGACGUACAGCUAAUCAGAGUAGAGAAUUGGUGUGCUGUCAAGUGUUAUAGGUCAGAAACAUACUCUACGGUGGCAGAAACAAACCUCAGUACUCACCUUCAGAUGUCUGUGCCAUUAAACUGGAAGUGUUAUUCAGGUAAAUAGCUACUGUAUGUAGAUUAUUUAACUUUUACUUAUUUGCUAUUGCUCAGCCAUGACAGUAGUUGAUCUGAAAUAGAAAACUGGCUAACAUUUUAUGCUAUAUCACCCCUUGUGGUGAUGCUGAGAAUGCCACACAUUUGAAUGAAUUUAUUCAGUCUCUAAAAUGAAGCCAGUCGCUGCUGUAGAGUGUGUUUCCAACCUCAUGUGAGUCUAGCAAAGUGACUCCAACUCUUUUUGAGAGAAUGUGUGUGUUUGUAAGUGCGAGAGACGCACUAGCGAAUCCCUGAGCUCUGCUCAUUUAUCCGUCACAUCCAGUUCAUCUGCUCUGGGUAUUUUUCUCAUCAUUUCAACAAUGGAUCGUCAAAUACACCAUUAAAAAAAAAUCAUUUUUAUAUAUAAACAUG